AUGUACAUAGUUUCGUACAUAGAGCUAGACAGCAUUCUUUGUUUACUCGAUGUACACCAGCCUUCGUACGCUCUAAUAUAUAGAGAUACGAUUUCGGACGCCAUGUCUAUCGACCCGGGCUCCAGAGUCCCGGUACGCGAGCUUGCUUGUACCGGCUUCUUUUCAGACUUCGACGACCCACGGCAUCCCGCCAUCCAGAAGCACCCUUGCAAGCAAUAUCGACCGCAACCGCCAACAGAUUCCUGA
Molecule: messenger RNA, 246 nt
Organism: Heterobasidion irregulare TC 32-1
Lineage: Eukaryota; Fungi; Basidiomycota; Agaricomycetes; Russulales; Bondarzewiaceae
Exons: 1
Coding region: 1-246 (81 amino acids)
Source: RefSeq, a predicted model, not a curated record